CGCCACGUUUCACGUCCGGGUUGUACGUUAUGCAUGGUUAUGCAACCUUUGAUAUACAAUUAGGCAUCUAAGCAAAAAAACGCCACGAAAUUUUGUGUUUCGGAUUAAAUUUUAUCAUUAGAAGAUUAAUUUCAUCUAUUGCCAUAAUGCCCAACAAACAAAAGCGAAAACCGCAAAGCGAUGGAGAAGCUAGUUCAAGCAACAAGAAACUUAAAACUGAGGAGUUCAAUAACAAAAGGAUGCGUACUUUAAGCAAGAAAACUGAUGUUUUACCUGAAUCACAAGGAAUUGUCUAUUGGAUGUUUCGCGAUCAAAGAGUACAAGAUAAUUGGGCGAUGAUUUAUGCUCAGAAUUUAGCGGUUGAACACAACAUACCAUUGCAUGUGUGUUUUACCCUACCAGAAAAAUUUCGUGCAGCAACCAUCCGACAAUAUGGUUUCAUUAUUAAAGGCUUGCAAGAAAUGGAAAAGGAUUUGAAAGAUCUUGACAUAUCAUUUCACGUAUUGCUGGGUGAUCCAAGUAAAACAUUACUGGAGUAUGUAAAGUCAAAUGAAAUUGGUGGAGUUGUCACAGAUUUCUCUCCCUUACGUGAAGUAUUAGCUUGGUUGGAUGAUAUUGUGUCAGAAUUACCAGACGUGCCAGUAUUUCAGGUUGAUGCUCAUAACAUUGUACCGUGUUGGGUGGCAUCAGAAAAGUUAGAGUAUGCUGCCAGAACUAUUAGACCAAAGAUCACAAAGCAACUUCCAGAAUUUCUUACAGAAUUCCCUCUUUGUAAGAAACACCCAUUUGCAGCAAAGAAAAUUGAGGAUAUCCAAUGGGACAAUGUUCAUUCAUUUAUCAAAGUGGAUGACUCUGUUAAAGAGGUUACUUGGGCUAAACCCGGCUCAAAAGCAGGCUUGUUGAAAUUAGAAGAGUUCAGUGAAAAACAUCUUGAAAGUUUUUCUUCAGACAGAAAUGAUCCAACUAAAGAUGCUUUGAGUAAUCUUUCACCUUGGUUUCAUGCAGGUCAAGUAAGUGUUCAAAGAGCUAUUUUGACUGUAUCCAAACAAAAAUCCAAGUGGAAGGAAUCAACUGAAGCAUACAUAGAAGAAGCUGUUGUACGUCGUGAACUUGCUGAUAAUUUCUGUUAUUAUAACAAAAAUUAUGAUAGUAUUGAAGGGGCAAGUGAUUGGGCAAAGAAAACUCUCAAUGAUCAUCUUGACGAUAAAAGAGAGUAUGUUUACACAUUAGAAGAAUUUGAAACUGCUAAGACUCAUGACAAGCUUUGGAAUGCAGCACAGCUUCAGGUAAUUCGUGAGGGUAAAAUGCAUGGAUUCCUUCGCAUGUACUGGGCAAAAAAGAUCUUGGAAUGGACCCAAACACCCAAGGAAGCUCUUGAUAUUGCCAUUUAUCUGAAUGAUAAAUAUCAAUUGGAUGGAAAUGAUCCAAAUGGCUUUGUAGGUUGCAUGUGGUCUGUUUGUGGUGUGCAUGACCAAGGUUGGAAGGAGCGUGAGAUCUUUGGAAAGAUACGAUACAUGAAUUACGAAGGCUGUAAACGAAAGUUUGAUGUUGAAGCUUUUGAAGCUAAAUACAAGUAGAUAUACUUUUGACAUUUUAGGAUGUAUGUGGUCCAUAUGUGGUAUUCAUGAUCGUGCGUGGACACAGAGACCUAUCUUUGGCAAGAUUCGUUAUAUGAACUAUGAGGGAUGUAAACGCAAGUUUGAUGUUGUUGCUUUUGAACUUCGCUAUCAAUCAUAGUUUACAUAAAUAGAUAUGCAAACACAUUUUUUGAAAAUGUUGUACAUAAUUAUUUCAUUACUUUUACUUGUUCAGUUUCUUGUAUUUUCAUUUGAAACGUUGGGGAUUAAAUCGCCCACCGGGCAAAGUGCCCUUCCUUCAUUUGUUGUAGUUUUAUCUUAUCUACGUUUUAACCUAAAUAAAAUGUGAAACGGAUAA
Messenger RNA from Xenia sp. Carnegie-2017, 1935 nucleotides. RefSeq names its product deoxyribodipyrimidine photo-lyase-like. NCBI's taxonomy places the organism in Eukaryota, Metazoa, Cnidaria, Anthozoa, Malacalcyonacea, Xeniidae. Gene Ontology annotation, biological process: photoreactive repair. The coding region runs from base 147 to 1577 and encodes 476 amino acids. The record is from RefSeq and is a predicted model, not a curated record. Gene Ontology annotation, molecular function: deoxyribodipyrimidine photo-lyase activity. The transcript is spliced from 8 exons.